Molecule: messenger RNA, 1091 nt
Organism: Chanos chanos (milkfish)
Lineage: Eukaryota; Metazoa; Chordata; Actinopteri; Gonorynchiformes; Chanidae
Product: C-factor
Exons: 6
Coding region: 83-859 (258 amino acids)
Cellular component (GO): cytoplasm
Molecular function (GO): oxidoreductase activity
Source: RefSeq, a predicted model, not a curated record
CUGUAUACCGUGGAUUAUAUAAACCAUGAGUGGAGCUACUUAGAGAUAGAUUCCACUUAGCAGCAAGGAAGAACAAGAUCCAAUGGCAGCAGUGAAAGCAUGCAACAUCCUGAUCACCGGGGCCAACCGAGGCCUAGGCUUGGAGAUGGUCAGACAACUGGUGGAGGUGCCCUGCUCUAACCGCCAGAUCUUUGCCUGCUGCCGUGACCCUGACAGCCCAAAAUCAAAUGAUCUGCGAGAACUGGCUAAGAAGCAUCCCGGUGUCAUCAAAAAUAUUCAGCUUGAUGUCACAGAUGAAAAAAGUGUCAAAGAGGCUGCCAAGAAUGUGGGCCCACUCCUGGGGAAGGCUGGUCUUAACCUGCUGGUGAACAAUGCUGGUAUGGCAAUACUUGGUGAUUCCCAAACAUCCACUACAGAGGACAUGUUGACCACCUUUAACACCAAUGCAAUUGGAUCUUUCAUUGUUACCAAGGAAUUCAUGCCCUAUCUGCGAACUGCAGCCAAAGCCAGUGGAACACCAGGCAUGUCUUGCAACAAAGCAGCCAUCAUCAACGUCUCCACAAUUGUAGCUUCCAUGGCAUGUGUUCAUGAGAUAUAUACCAUGAUUCAAGCUUUCCCUUACAAUGUCAGCAAGGCUGCUUUAAACAUGAUGACGGUCUUGACUGCAAUUGACUGUAAGCCUGAGGAGAUCCUUGUCAUGGCUUUGCACCCAGGCUGGGUGAAAACUGACAUGGGAGGAGACCAGGCACAAAUUGAUGUUCAAGAGAGUGUUGGGGGUAUGCUGCGUGUGAUGAGUGGCCUCACUGAGAAACAGCAUGGAGCGUAUAUGGACUACACUGGGAAAACUCUGCCCUGGUGAACCAUAUCAGCAAAUGUAUUCACUCCCAGGGGAUUACUGCUGAGGGCUCCUCUUCACAUUAUCAUGCAUAAACCAGGGGCAAAGGAAAAGAGUAGUUACAGACCAACAUCUCAUGGUCAUUGACCACUGGUGCUACCAAUAUUUGGCUAUUGAUGGACCAUUGUUUGCAGACAGUUGAACAGAUGUUGACAAAUACUUGUUUAGCAAUAAAGUUCUUUGUAUUUUACCAUUU